UAACUUGCUUGUUGGGCCUGUGUUGUGUGGGCUUGGCCAUCUUGUGAAUCUUCAUGUACUGGACUUGAGCUGGAACAACUUCUCAGGGGGCAUUCCUGAUGAGUUGUCAAACAUGUCGAGCUUGGAAGCGCUAAAUUUAUCCCAUAAUGAUCUCAGUGGGAGCAUACCAGCAUCUCCAACAGAGUUGUCAUUUCUGUCCAAGUUUGAUGUCUCUUACAACUUGGCUGGAGAUAUACCAACAGGGGGGCAAUUUUCCACAUUCGCGAAUGAGGAUUUUGUCGGCAAUUCUGCACUCUGCCUUCCUCAGAAUGCUUCCUGCACUUAAGAGGCUCCUUUGUUGAAAACAGGAAAUGAGCAGCAUCGUGGUAUGGAUACUUCCAUGCCUGCAAUGACAUACAUCACCGUGGAGGUGGGAUUUGCUUUUGGGCUUUUGAUGGUCUGGAACACACUGUUCUUCAUAAGGGCGUGGAGGGUUGCAUAUUUUCUGACGAUUGAUAGGUUCUUUGAUAUGAUUCAUGUCAUGACAGUGGUGAAGGUGAACAAGCUCAGAAGAAAAUGGGAGUAUAAAGUUCAUCCUUAAAGAAAGUCAGACACGGCUGUGUGCAGAUGUUAUUUACUUUAUAUGCUGUUUCCUUUUCUCAGUUUACGUUUCUUCCUUGGUCCUUGCUUCUGCUUCAGGUGUCACUAGCUUGUUUGAUUUAGCAGCAGGGCUCCAUGUGAUUAGAUUUUUAGUUUCCCUUAAUGCCGCGGACAAUAUUGUUUGUGAUAUGUGUGAUAUAUUAAAAUUUAAGAACUGUAUGUUGUAUGCUAUCUGAAGACUGGUCGCUGUGUGGAGCAGUAAAAUCUGCUUUCCCCUUUCUCAGUUUGUUUGGGCACCGAUCAAAGAUGAUUCUCGCACUGUUUUUCCCCCUCAAAAUCCCUCUUUCCACUUUCUCUUUACUAUUUCUGGAAUGAUCGGCUUCGAUGGCUCCAAGAAACACAUGAAUCUUUUUUUCUCUCUGUAAAAUUGUACAAGCCUUGAUUUACUCUGUUUUUGACUGUUGUCUUGGCUAAUCCUAUCAUUUUUGAAGGUUACCUCAUUGUAUUUUAGCCAAUGCUAUCGUGUGUCUUGCAUCAAUGUAUCUGUUUGAUUCUGUUUCAGUCUGUCUGUGAUAAAAAUAGAAUUUUUAGCUAUAGUUUUUUCUCUCUAUGGAACAGAGACAGCUGAAUGCCCCGUGUUGCCAUUUUUUUAGUGUAUAUAUCAUAGGAAUAUAUAUUUGCUUGUCGAAUGCUAUUAUUUUGACAAUGGCUUCUUGAGUUGCAGGCUAGCAUUUUCCAGGUGUGCUGGUUGCUUCUACGAAAGAUAUGAGCUGAUGAAUAUUGAAGAUUACAGGGAAUGGUCUGAUUUAACUAAGGGCAUUAUGUUGCAGAGUUACCUGUCCCCAAUCAUGUAAGCUGACUGAUGUCUGAAUAUUCCUUUGUGGGUGGAAGCAACCAGCAAAGAACUUAAUAAACCUGAAGUUCUAACUUAGUGAGUUAAUAAAGUGAUGUAAGCAGUCAACUAAAUAAAUCUGAAGUUCUAACUUAGUGAGUUCGUCUAAUUGGCUAACCCUCUCGAUUCAUCGUUGCUCUCUUAAUACAGAUUGCUUACUUUGCUCAUGCUCAUGUUCCACCAAAGGAUCAUAAUUCGCUAUGAAUCAUGGUUUCAUUGGUAGAUGAUGGAUUGCUUAAAAAAGUGAGGUGGUAAGUAUACGGUUCUUGUUCUUGUAUCAUAUGGAUCUUACAUAAUACUUUAGCCCCAUCCUUGUAUCCAGUAGCUAUAUACAGGAACUUAGAAAUCUGAUAUGACCUGCAUUAAAGCAGCAGAAUAUACUUGUUUACAUGACAAUGCUAAAUUCUCUAAAUUUAACUUCGACACUCUGUUCACUGUUUAAAUUAGCUAGCUAAUGGUGAUAUUUAACUUACACUAUUCAUUUUACUGUUUGGCCCAAAUAAUCCAGGCCUACUGUUACAGUACCUAAAGUAGUAAGUAUUCAGUGCCUCCUAAAAUGCUGCAAGACUUAAACUGGGUAGCUGAGCCAAUUGUUAGGGAAACACAUUGAAAUUACUACAAAGGGAUGACUUAUAUUAAAAUAAUCUAGUUUGACUAAGUGUUUUUAAGAGGGGGUGGGGUAUCAUAUUUGUUAAUCAAAUGAAAACAGGGGCCUGAAGCUGUCAUUAAGUAAAUAAUACGUAGCCCAGGCCAUUGACUUCGAGAACAGAAAUCAAAAAGGUUGGUGUCAAGCAAAGAUUGAUCUGUUUUCCUUUUUUUGGAGUUCUCUUGCGAUUACUAUUUAUCAUCUCCGCGUGUUCUUGGUGCUUUAAUUCACGCAUCUUUGCAAGAGAGGUGUGAGUUCUGCCCAGAACUCUUUUCUGAAGUCCUUCGAAAUUGUUCAUGCCCUUCAGAAACAUUUUCUACUUCUGCCGCAGCCCCCUGCCAAAUAUGGGACUUCAUGCUCCAUGUAGUGACGAUAGGCAGACCCUCCCAAAGUGCUGUAGGACUUGCAUUGGGUCGCUGAGUUAAUUGUUGGGGAAACUCAUGGAAAGUACUAGGAAGGAGUGAUUUGUAUUAAAAAUAAUGUUGUUUGGCUAAGUCAGUUUUCUUUGGGGUGGUGGUGCUAUUCAUAAAUUUUUUAUGACACGGGGACAGAGAACUGAAGCUGUCUUUAUGUGAAGAACACACUGUCCAUUGCCAUUGACUUCGAGAACAGCAACCGAGAAAGUUUGUGGUUAAGCUUCAAACUGAACUAUUUUCGGCCAUCACUUUUGUUCCAGUUAGAGCUCCCAGAGGACCAGACCACCUUCUUGGUUUAUGUCCUUUCAUCAGGCUUUCUGGACAAGGAUGCCGCCAAGCUUUGCAAGAAAGGUGGUACUUUAGCCUGAAAUUCUUCUACAAGUCCUUUCCAAAUUGUUCAUGCCACUCAGAAAUCAGAAUCAUUUUCUAGUUUCGUCACCACCUCUCCCUAAAGAUGGGAGGCUGCUACUGCUUGUUCCCCUGCUUGCUCAUCUGCUUUCUGCUCCACACACAUGGCAGCCACUCCCUGAACCAGACAUGCAACUCCACUGACCUGGAGGCGCUUCUCGCCUUUUCCAGUGGCUUGGAUAGGAAAGGCAGCAGGCUUGUUGGAUGGGCUCCCAACGAUGCAGCGUGCUGUUCCUGGACCGGCGUCUCUUGUGAUCUUGGGAGGGUUGUUGGGCUGGAUCUCUCCAACAAGAACCUUCAUGGCGGCAUCUCCUCCGCGAUCUCCUUGCUUGAUGGCCUUGUUACUCUAAACCUCUCCCACAACUCUCUCGGUGGCCAGCCACCGGAGGAUCUUGGCCAGUUAGCAAGGAUGUGGAUUCUCGACCUCAGCAUGAACGUGCUCUCCGGCGCGUUCCCGACGAGUGAACAUGGCUUCCCGGCGAUUGAGGUGGUGAAUGUAUCCUUCAACCAAUUCAAGGGACCGCACCCUGUGUUCCCCGUCGCGAUGAAUCUGAUGGUUCUUGAUAUCUCGAGCAAUGCGUUCUCUGGUAGCAUCAACACCACGGCACUCUGUGUUGCGCCGGUCAAGGCCCUGCGAUUUUCCAGGAAUGGGUUCAACAGUGAGAUCCUUGCAGGCUUUGGCCGGUGCAGGAUGCUCACUGAGCUCUCUAUUGAUGGCAGUGGCCUCACUGGGAAUCUCCUCAGUGACCUGUACACUUUAUCAGAGUUGAGGAGGCUGAGCUUACGGGAAAAUCAGCUCUCUGGUGGUCUUAGCGAGUACCUGGGUAACUUCUCUCAGCUUAUGCAUAUUGACCUGUCAUAUAACUUGUUCACUGGAGUCAUUCCUGAUGUGUUUGGGGGUUUGAGGAGGCUGGAGUUCUUAAACUUGGCCUCAAAUUCGUUCAGUGGCACAUUGCCUGCUUCCCUGUCGAGCUGCCCAACGCUGAGGGUUAUCAACCUAAGGAACAACUCGCUGUCGGGGGAGAUUGCCAUUGACUUUAACUUACUGUCAAGGCUGAACAUUCUGGAUGUAGCGAUUAACAUGCUGAGUGGUGUUGUACCUCCCAGUCUCAUGUGGUGCACUGAGUUGAAGACGCUGAACCUUGGAUCGAACAAGCUUGAGGGGAAGAUACCAGAGAGUUAUAAGAAUUUGCGGUGCCUGUCACACCUCUCGCUUGUUGACAAUGGCUUCACCAACUUGUCAUCGGCAUUACAAGUCUUGCAAUACCUGCCCAAACUUACGAGCUUGGUGCUCACCAAGAAUUUACGUGGUGGUGAGACCUUGCCAAUGGAUGGCAUCAGUGGGUUCAAGAGCAUCCAGGUGCUUGUCUUGGCAAACUGUGCGCUCUCCGGAAUGAUUCCGCCUGGGCUGGAAAGCUUGGAGAGUCUCAGAGUUCUAGAUCUUUCAUGGAACAAGUUGAAUGGAAAGAUCCCGCUAUGGUUGGGCAAUCUGAAUAAUCUCUUCUUUGUCGAUCUGUCAAACAACUCAUUUAGUGGGGAGCUUCCUGAGAGCUUUACACAGAUAAAGAGUUUAAUUUCAAGUAAUAGUUCGAGUGAGCAUGCAUCAAUAGAGGACUUCCCGUUAUUAUUCAAGAAGAAUUCAGCUGACAAAGGUUUGCAGUACAAACAUGUCAGCAGCUUCCCGCCAUCGCUGAUCCUCUCCAGUAACUUGCUUGUUGGGCCUGUGUUGCGUGGGCUUGGCCAUCUUGUGAAUCUUCAUGUACUGGACUUGAGCUGGAACAACUUCUCAGGGGGCAUUCCUGAUGAGUUGUCAAACAUGUCGAGCUUGGAAGCGCUAAAUUUGUCCCAUAAUGAUCUCAGUGGGAGCAUACCAGCAUCUCUAACGAUGUUGACAUUUCUGUCCAAGUUUGAUGUCUCUUACAACAACUUGGCUGGAGAUAUACCAACAGGAGGGCAAUUUUCCACAUUCGCGAAUGCGGAUUUUGUGGGCAAUUCUGCACUCUGCAUUCUUCGGAAUGCCUCCUGCACUGAAGAGGCUCCAUUUGUGGAAACAGGAAAUGAACAGCAUCGUGGUAUGGAUACUACAAUGACUGUGAUGACAUACAUCCCCGGGGAAGUGGGGUUCGCUUUUGGGCUUUUGAUUGUCUGGAACGUACUGUUCUUCAUAAGGGCUUGGAGGGUUGCAUAUUUUCUGACGAUUGAUAGGUUCUUUGAUAUGAUUUAUGUCAUGACAGUGGUGAAGGUGAACAAGCUCAGAAGAGAAGGGGAGUAUAAAGUUCAUCCUUAAAGAAAGUGUUUUGUGCAGAUGUUCUUUACUUCAUGUGCUGUUUCCUUUUCUGUUUACGGUUUCUUCCUUGGUCCUUGCUUCCGCUUCAGGUGUCACUAGCUUUGUUUGAUUUAGCAGAUCUCCCUGUGGUUAGAUUUUUAGUUUCCCUUCAUGUUGUGGACAACAUUGUUUGUGAUAUGUGUUGAUACAUUAAAAUUUAAGAACUGUAUGUUGGAUGUUAAUCUGAAAACUGGUCGCUGUGUGGAGCAAUAAAAUCUGCUAUCCCCUGUCUCAGUUUGUUUGAGCAUUUUUCAGUUCUGUUUUCGGGUUUUCCCUCCUGAAAUCUCACUUUCCACUUUCUCUCUUUACUAUUUCUGGUUGGCGUCAGUGGCUCCAAGAAACACCUGAUUUUUUUCUCUGUAUAGAAAAUUGUGUAAGCUUUGCUUUACUCUGUUUGUGACUGUUGUCUUGGCCAAUCCUAGCAUUUUUUAAUGUUACCUCAUUAUUUUUUUAGCAAGGCUUUUGGUCCCAGCUGGCAAUUCCUUGAGCCUGCUUAUAGAAUGGGAGAGAGAAGUUUGGGACAAUGCAAUCGUGUCUCUUGCAUCACUGUAUCUGUUUGGUUCUGUUUCAGUCUGUCUGGGACCAACAACAGAGUUUUGAGCAUUAGUUUUCUUUCUAUAUAGAACAGAGGUAGCUGAAUGCCCAGUGUUGUCAUUUUUUUGCGUUUCAGAGAAAUAAAUGUUUGCUUGUCGAGUAUAUUGUUUUGACAAGGGCUUCUUGAGUUUACAGGUUAAGCAUUUUCCAGGUGUGCUGGUUGCAGUAUGCAUAGUUUGGUUGUGCUCAUGUUGCACCAAGGAAUCAUAAUCUAGCUAUGAAUCACGGGUUAAUCACUAGCUGAUGGAUCUGGUUGCAAAGCUUGUAGCAAAGUAAUUAGCUGAGCUGGGCAGGAGACAGCCAUAUCUCAGUUGAGCCUCUUGACAGGUAUUCUUCAUCACACAACUAUUCUGGAUUAACCUGGAUUCGCUCCUCUGACGUGCUGUGAGGCACGUCACAGCUGCAGUGGCUCCUUCGGCCGGACCAGCAGCCCACGAAUGGGGCGGUAAAAAUUGAAAGCCAGGCAGGCCAGUCAUUGCCGUCUGAUGCAAAGUGAACAAAACACAAAACAGAACCAGCAAAUUGAAAGAAACGAGCAGAUUUUACAUCUCUAGCGACUGAUGUGAACUCUCAAAUUUAAACAUGUGAGCUCUAGCGAUUGGUGUGAUAUUCCAUCAGAUGAACAGUGGAGGAGGGCAAAGGUAAACCAAGUAUUGUAGGUUACAAAAUAAAUAAAGAUAUAUAUGAAAAAUGAUAAAUCAAUCUAUGAGUACUGGAGCUUGUUUGUAAGGCCACAAUCUGUGAGUGUGGCUCACCUGAUGUUUGGGUUUCCUUUUGACAAAAUAUGGGGACCUCGUAUGGCAUGAACGGUGAAGUGGCCGGUGGAGCACUUGUCAUUGUCCCAUGGAAGCAUGGAAUUAAUUAACUUCACCUUAUGAAGUUAUG
This is a messenger RNA of Triticum aestivum (bread wheat), 6746 nucleotides long. Its product is annotated as phytosulfokine receptor 1-like. The transcript is spliced from 2 exons. Lineage: Eukaryota; Viridiplantae; Streptophyta; Magnoliopsida; Poales; Poaceae. The coding region runs from base 2988 to 5228 and encodes 746 amino acids. The record is from RefSeq and is a predicted model, not a curated record. Gene Ontology annotation, molecular function: protein binding.